Messenger RNA from Strongyloides ratti, 387 nucleotides. RefSeq lists its product as hypothetical. Bases 1 to 387 code for a protein of 128 amino acids. The record is from RefSeq and is a predicted model, not a curated record. The transcript has 2 exons. Lineage: Eukaryota; Metazoa; Nematoda; Chromadorea; Rhabditida; Strongyloididae.
AUGCAAGCUUUAGAGGUUUAUUUUCAAUGUUUCACUGUAACAUCAUUCAUAUUUGCUGUAAUCAUUUUUUUCCUAUUUUCAAUAUCUAAAUAUAUGAAAAAACUUGAUAAAAAAGAAAAAAAGAGAAUACGAGCAAUUAAUAAAUUACAAGAAACAGUACCAUUUGAACAGGAAUUGUCAAAAGAGGGUAACCAAACAGGUGUUGAAUCUACAAGAUGCCAAGAUACGGUAGAAGAAAGUAUUACAGAAAUGUCUAAUUAUGAAACACAUUGUGGUUCUUUGAUUAACAAUCAAACUGAGUACUUUGAUAUUUCAUGCUGCAAUCAGGAUUCAGUUCCAUGUCACAGACACGGCAAAACUUCGACUAACAAAUUUCCAUCUAGUUAG